GAGGGUUAUUCCAUAAUGCUCUGAGCCAGGGAAGGUUAGCGCAGGGACCAGUGUGAUUUGUACGGCUGCGGGAAGAUGCGUGUGCUUGUUGCUUGUUGGAUGGAGAGAGGCGGUGAAAAUGAAAUGAGUUUUCACUAGGCUUCAGCCAACAACUAUUGCCUCCUGCUUAAAAAUUCAUACGUUCUUUUUUUCCAAAUCCAACUUUAUGAUUUUGGGCACUGGAAACUUUUUUUGUUUCAUUAUUUAUUCAUAGGUGUUUUCAUUCUUUUGAAAUUCGAAUUUUUAACUUCAUUCUUUAUUUUCUUUGGGAAUUCCACCUGUGCACAUUGCGUUUAACCCUCCUCGUGUCGCGUCUUCAACCUCCAGUCUCAGCAGCACUCACCUGGACCGGAGCUCAAGAAGGCGAACCCCCCGCCCAAACGCCGGGAAGGCUGCACUAAGGCACGGCGUUGCCACUUCAAGCGAGACGUAGGCCUACAAUUCGAUCUCAGCUCUUACCAAAACACAAUCACCAGAAGCUCAUACCUCCUCUUCCCAACCUAGAGAGAGAGAGAGAGAGAGAGAGAGAGAGAGAGAGAGAGAGAGAGAGAGAGAGAGAGAGAGAGAGAGAGAGAGAGAGACUGAUUUGUACAGACCAUCGUCCAUUGCUAUUGACAUAUUGAAGAAAUAUAAAGAACAUCUAAGGAAGAAAGUGUGUGGAGUGAAAAUAAGAAAAAGCAUAGCUUGGAUAUUGAACGGAGCGGGGCAUGUGGAUAUUGGCUAUCAUCUUUUUCCAGUGCAUCUUGAAUGUUUUCAGUGAAGAUCUACGUUCCAGCUUAUAUUUUGUCAAUGCAUCUGUGCAAGAGGUAGUGUUUGCCAGCACCACAGGGACCUCGGUGCCCUGUCCCGCCGUGGGCGUGCCCCCCGCCUCGCUGCGCUGGUACUUGGCCACCGGAGAGGAAAUCUACGAUGUCCCCGGGAUCCGCCACGUGCACCCCAAUGGCACCCUCCAGAUCUUCCACUUCAAUCCCUCCAGCUUCAGCAACCUCAUCCAUGACAACACCUACUAUUGCACAGCGGAGAACCCCUCAGGGAAAAUCAGGAGCCAAGAUGUCCAUAUUAAGGCUGUUCUACGAGAGCCCUACACGGUCCGUGUGGAGGACCAGAAAGCCAUGAGAGGCAAUGUGGCGGUGUUCAAGUGCAUUAUCCCAGCCUCGGUGGAGGCCUACAUCACUGUUGUGUCCUGGGAGAAAGACACAGUGUCUAUCAAUGUCCAGACGCCUCGGUUCCUCAGCACCUCCACAGGAGCCCUGUACAUCCUGGAUGUGCAGAAUGAGGAUGGAUUGUAUAACUACAGGUGUAUGACCCGCCACCGCUACACGGGAGAGACCAGGCAGAGCAACAGUGCACGUCUCUUUUUGUCAGACCCCACUAAUUCGGCACCGGCCAUCCUGGAUGGCUUUGAGCGUCGCGAGGUGAUGACAUCACACCGGGUGGAGCUCCCAUGCAAGGCAUCUGGUCACCCGGCCCCCAAAUUCCGCUGGCUGAAGGACAACCGACCGCUGGAACCGGACAGCCGCUUCAGGCAGAGUGUGACGGGCCUGCUGAUCGAGAGGGCCCAGCCCAGUGACACGGGAAGCUACGUGUGUGAGGUGUGGAACAGCUAUGGCAACGCAGAGGUGGUGGGGAGGCUGCAGGUCAAAGAGCCGUUGAAGGCGGUGGUCAGCCCGAGGAAGGUGAAAGGCAGCGUGGGUAGCCAGGUGUCUCUGUCGUGCAGCGUGAGUGGCUCGGAGGAGUACGAGCUGUCCUGGUACCGGAAUGGAGAGAUCAUCUACCCUGGAAACAGUGUUCGCAUGACUGGAAACAACCGGGAGAACCUGGUCAUGGCUGGGAUGGCUAAGAGUGAUGGAGGAGCCUACCAGUGCUUCGCCAGGAACGGCAAGAUGUCCGCCCAGGACUUUGUCCAGGUCAUCCUGGAAGAUGGCACACCCAAGAUCAUCUCCUCCUUCAGUGAGAAAGUGUUUGGAACCAACGAGUUUGUUUCACUGUUCUGCAUGGUGAAAGGCACACCAGAGCCCAGGGUGAUGUGGACGCUGGACGACGAGCCGGUGAUCAGGGACUCCCGCCACCGCAUCGGCCACUACACCAGCCAGGAGGGCCAUGUGGUCAGCCACCUGAACAUCAGCCAGACCACGGGGCCGGACGGGGGUGUCUACCGGUGCAUCUGCAACAAUUCGGCCGGGGCGGUCUCCUACCAGGCGCGAAUAAACGUAAGAGGGCCUGCCAGCAUACGACCAAUGAAAAACCUCACUGCCAUUGCUGGGCGGGACAUGUAUAUCCACUGCCGCGUCAUUGGCUACCCGUACUACUCCAUCAAGUGGCACAAGGAUGCCAACCUGCUCCCCUAUAACCACCGGCAGCGGGCGUUUGAGAACAAUGGCACGCUAAAGCUGUAUGAUGUACAGAAGGAUGUGGAUGAGGGCGAGUACACGUGUAGCGUGCUGGUCUCACCUUCUCUCUCCACCAGCCAAAGUGUGCACAUCAGUGUGAAAGUUCCUCCCACCAUCCAUCCCUUCGAGUUCCCUCGUUUCUCCAUCGGCCAGCGUGUGUUCAUUCCGUGUGUGGUGAUGUCAGGUGACCAGCCUGUCUUCAUCACAUGGCAGAAGGACGGUCAGCCAAUCCCGGCCAGCCUGAGUGUAACCAUUGACAACAUAGACUUCACCAGCUCCCUGCGUAUCUCCAACCUGUCUCUCCUGCACAAUGGCAACUACACCUGCAUUGCACGCAACCAGGCCGCCAUCGUGGAACACCAGAGUCAGCUAAUUGUCAGGGACCUGACCACCGUCCUGGACCCAGUGUUCACUGCAUCCUUGAGGAUCAGUUCAGCACUGACCUGGGCCCAUCUCCAGACCCAGCAGCAACUCUGA
Oncorhynchus gorbuscha (pink salmon) is the source of this 2906-nucleotide messenger RNA. Its product is annotated as Down syndrome cell adhesion molecule homolog. The record is from RefSeq and is a predicted model, not a curated record. Gene Ontology annotation, biological process: homophilic cell-cell adhesion; dendrite self-avoidance; axon guidance. Gene Ontology annotation, cellular component: axon; plasma membrane. NCBI's taxonomy places the organism in Eukaryota, Metazoa, Chordata, Actinopteri, Salmoniformes, Salmonidae. Bases 747 to 2906 code for a protein of 719 amino acids. Gene Ontology annotation, molecular function: cell-cell adhesion mediator activity. The transcript has 10 exons.